CAGCUGGGUGUAUCUUCAAGACUCAACCCUCGACAACAAUUCUCAAAAUGGCUGCUCGACCCACCAUCACCGUCUGGUCCGCCGAGGGAGACUCCUCAGGCUCUCUCCCCCUCCCUGCCGUCUUCACCGCUCCCAUCCGUUUGGAUGUGGUUCAGCAGGUUCACAAAUCCAUGGCUAAGAACCGACGACAACCUUACGCCGUCGCUGAGAACGCCGGACACCAGACCUCUGCCGAAUCUUGGGGUACCGGUCGUGCGGUCGCUCGUAUCCCCCGUGUUGGAGGAGGUGGUACCCAGCGAUCUGGACAGGCCGCUUUCGGAAACAUGUGCCGAGGAGGACGAAUGUUCGCUCCUACCAAGACUUGGAGGAAAUGGCACGUCAAGAUCAACCAGAACCAAAAGCGAUACGCCGUUGCUUCUGCCGUUGCUGCCUCUGCUCUUCCCUCUUUGGUCCUCGCCCGAGGUCACCGAAUUGAGCAGGUUCAGGAAGUUCCCCUCGUUGUCUCCUCGUCUGUCCAGGGAAUCAACAAGACCAAGGCGGCUGUUGAGCUCCUCAAGACCUUGGCCGCUUACCCCGACAUCACCAAAGUUUCCAACUCUAGAAAGACUCGAGCUGGAAAGGGAAAGAUGAGGAACAGGAGAUACAGGCAACGACGAGGACCUCUUGUCGUCUACGACAAAGACGAGGGUAUCGUCCGAGCCGUCAAGAACAUUCCCGGUGUCGAGACUUGCCCCGUUGACGCUUUGAACCUUCUCCAACUCGCUCCCGGUGGUCACGUCGGACGAUUCGUCAUCUGGACCGAAGGUGCCGUCAAAGCCCUCGACGGAAUCUACGAGAACAAGUCUGGAUUCAACCUUCCCCACGCCAAGGUCACCUCAUCCGACGUCACCCGCAUCAUCAACUCUGACGAGAUCCAAUCCAUUGUCCGACCCAAGGGCCAGGCCGUCGCCAAGCGACCCUUCACCCAGAAGAAGAACCCUCUCCGAAACAAGGCUGUUCUCUUCAGACUCAACCCUUACGCCAAGACCCUUCGUCGUCAAGAGCUCAUCCGACAGGAGCGAAAGAAGGCCGGAAAGGGAUCCGUCAAGAAGUCUGUGCCUGCCGGAACUGCCAGCAAGCAGUUCUUGGACAUUCUCCACGCUGCUUAGGUGGGAGGUAUCGGGUGUCUGAUAGCACACAACGGUCAUAUGUAACAUUCAUAGGCCGUGAUGACAUGUUAUAUAUGAGAGCAAA
Kockovaella imperatae is the source of this 1233-nucleotide messenger RNA. Its product is annotated as putative 60S ribosomal protein L4. Gene Ontology annotation, molecular function: structural constituent of ribosome; RNA binding. The transcript has 5 exons. The coding region runs from base 48 to 1148 and encodes 366 amino acids. NCBI's taxonomy places the organism in Eukaryota, Fungi, Basidiomycota, Tremellomycetes, Tremellales, Cuniculitremaceae. The record is from RefSeq and is a predicted model, not a curated record. Gene Ontology annotation, cellular component: ribosome; cytosolic large ribosomal subunit. Gene Ontology annotation, biological process: translation.